This is a messenger RNA of Corylus avellana, 738 nucleotides long. Lineage: Eukaryota; Viridiplantae; Streptophyta; Magnoliopsida; Fagales; Betulaceae. The record is from RefSeq and is a predicted model, not a curated record.
AUGGAUGCGUGGGCUAUGGGUCAUGCAAAAUUCCAAAAGUGCUCAUUCUCUGGACAGGAUUUUCGGCAGCUGCUGGGGUAUUUGUUUGACAGGUGUGGCCAGAAGGAAAUAAAACAAUUUUCUGGUAUGUCUCGGCGUCUUUGGCUGGGAAUAAACGAUUUGAUUCACGGAGGCACCUUAACAGACCCGAAGGUGAUAAUUGCUCAGACAAAACAGGCCAUUGUGGAUUUCACCUUGGUUCAUGGGCAUGAUAAUGCAACUAUGAUUACACGUGUAGAACAGACCACGGCCAGCUGGCAAGCUCCGGUGAUGGGGUGGGCAAAAGCAAAUUGUGAUGCGGCUUUGGCGAGACAACAUGGUCGUAUGGGGCUUGGGGUGGUUAUACGAGACUCUCGGGAGAAUAUGCAGGCAGCAGGAUGCGUGGUUCAGAAUGGUUGCUUGGCUCCAGCAGCAGCGGAGGCUAUGGUGAUUCUCUUGGCCAUACGAUUAUGUCAUGAAUUAAGCCUUUCCCGGGUGCACUUUGAAGGGGAUGCAAAAUCUAUGAUAGAUUCCGUAAACUCGGUGGAGACAGACAACAGCUGGAUGGGGCAUAUUAUUGAGGAUAUCAAAUUAGAACUUCGAGCUUUUCAACAAUGGCAACCUACGUUUAUUAGGAGGAAAGGAAAUCAAGUAGUUCACUUACUUGCAAAACAUGUGUUGGAAUAUGACCAGGAACUUUGUUGGAGAGAUAUACCCUGA